AUGGAAUCAACAAUUUUUUUAUUGCCAAGGGUCAAGCAUGGUUUGGCUACAUUUUGCUCGGAAGCCUAUGCUUCUCAUACAAAAAAACCAAUGUUGGUAUGGCCAAGGAAGGAAUAUGGUAUAUCAACAAAAUUAUUUGAUCUGGAACAAUACUGGAAAGAAGUUUCACAGACAGCACCAACUGUUUAUCCUUCACGACCAAAAAAAUACAUCCUUUCAAUGUAUCCAUAUCCAUCAGGAAAACUACAUAUGGGACAUAUGCGAGUAUAUACGAUAUCAGAUGCACUUGCUCGUUAUUAUAGAUUGAACGGUUACAAUGUUAUUCAUCCAAUUGGAUGGGAUGCUUUUGGUUUACCAGCAGAAAAUGCUGCUCGAGAAGCGGGCGUUGAUCCAGCGCAAUGGACAGCAAGCAAUAUUGAUGUGAUGCGUCAGCAACUAUUGAGUACAGGCAUCAUAUUUGAUUGGAAUAGAGAAAUUUCGACGUGCUCGCCGGAUUACUAUCGUUGGACGCAGUGGAUUUUCUGUCGACUCUUUGAACGUGGCUUAAUUCGACGAGCUUUAACGGAGGUGCAUUGGGAUCCCAUCGAUUGUACGGUUCUCGCUGCAGAGCAAAUUGACGCAGAAGGUCGUUCAUGGCGUUCUGGUGCAAUUGCUGAAAAGCGUAAAAUAAAGCAUUGGAUGAUUGAAACGCCAAAAUAUGCUAAGCGCAUGUACGAUGGACUUGAGAAAUUAACUCACUGGAAAGAAGUAGCAGCCAUACAAGCUAAUUGGAUUGGGAAAUGUAGUGUUUGGCGAUUUUUACUACCUUUAAAGGAGAGAAACGGUACAUUGCUGGACGAAAAACUUGACCUUCGAAUACGAGAACCACAUUAUCUAGCCAAUGCUAGUGUUGUUUUCAUUCAACCUGGCCAUCCUCUCUUCAACUUAGCUGACGAAAAAGAAGAAAUAGGUGUUUUGAAUGUGACUGCAUUGAACAUUGUAAACGGAAAAGAUAUGCAUAUCAUUUAUAUGAAUAAAAAUGCUGCUAAAAAUGGUAAUGAAUUCAUCUUGAAUGCAAGACUUUCGUGUAACGAGGAGGAAUUUGAUAGGAAGAUUUUAGAAAGUUUUGGAUUCUCAACAAAACCAUCUAGAAUUGCUUUCACCAAUAAUGAUGUAAUUCAGAUUGCUGAAUUUGGAGAUUACGGUGGCUAUGAAACAAGUGAAAGAUUACUUGACUGGGUUGUUUCAAGGCAGCGGAAGUGGGGUACUCCAAUACCGGUAUUACUUAGUGCUGAUGACCGAUGUGCUGUUGCUGUUACUGAUGAUCAGUUACCUGUUAUUGCCGCUCAUUGUAAAUACGACGAAAAAAUUCCAUGUCAGAGAUUGCCCGAUGGAUUUGGAUAUUGGGAAAAGGAUACUUUGGAUACUUUUUUUGAUUCCAGUUGGUAUUACUUAAGAUUUCUUGAUCCCAAAAACGAUACGGAAUUGAUUUCAAAAAAGAAAUUUGUAAAUAUGCCGGUCGAUGUUUACGUGGGUGGAAUAGAACACGCUGUGUUGCAUUUAUUUUUUGCCCGAUUCAUAUCCUAUUUCUUACACGAUAUUGGUGCAUCACCUGUGCAGGAACCUUUUGAUAGUUUGUUACCGCAAGGGAUCGUAUGUAGUCGCACUUUUAAGAGAAGCGAUAACGGGAAGUAUGUUAAGGAAGAUGAUGUUGUCCAAACAGGAAAUGGUUUUAUCAUAAAAAGAGAUGGGUGUGCAGUAGUUACGCAGUUUGAGAAGAUGUCGAAGUCAAAACAUAACGGCGUUGAUCCAUUAAGCGUGUUAAAAUUGAAAGGGAUCGAUUUGACUCGUUUGCAGUUGUUGAAUGAAGCUGCACCGAGAGAACCUAUUAACUGGGGAGAUACAGAAUUAAAAGGUCUUUUCAAGUUUAUGGAACGAACGUCGGACGUCGUUAGCUUCUACAUAGAGCAACGUCAAUUCCCAUCUUCAACUUCAACUGAACCAUUAGACAUUGCAGAAGAAGAAAAAUAUCGCACUAUCUAUAAUUUUUAUGUUCGUAAUAAUACUUCGGCUAUAACAUAUCGGCGCAGCGAACAAGUUGAACGAUGUGUUCAUGCACUAGUGAUAAUGUUGCAGUUAUUCACACCUCAUUUGGCUGCUGAAUACUGGGCUGCGUUAUGUUCCGUUCCUGCAAUAAAUAGUCAUGCAGUGCGGCUAGAUAAAGAAGUCAACGAACAUCCAUGGCCUCAAGUAGAUCCGGAUGCUAAUAUUGACUUCAUGAUUAAUGUUGGAAAAUUAAGCUGUGGUCGAGUUGAGGUACCACGUCUAGAAAUUGAACAUCUGUCCGACGAAGAAGCUUUACAAUAUGCAAUUAAUGGUGUGCAUAGUAUAUUUUUCCAGGAAUUAGCAUCAUUGGGUUUCAGACCAGUAUCUUGUAAAAAAUUGUCUCGAACUGGAUUUUUUGUACUUCUUGAAGUUAAAUUCGAUCGUGUACCUGCAGAUGAAACAUUGUUAGAAAUUUUAAGACAAACAAGAGCGCAGCGAUUAAAAGCAAAGAGAGCAAGGAAAAAGGCACGAAUGUAA
Acanthocheilonema viteae is the source of this 2562-nucleotide messenger RNA. Lineage: Eukaryota; Metazoa; Nematoda; Chromadorea; Rhabditida; Onchocercidae. The record is from the annotation of a GenBank genome assembly.